GUUCCGGUGUCUUACGGAAGGACUUUUACUUUGCUGUGUAAUUGUGGACCGAAGAGUGGACCGGUAGCUUACAUCGGAGUUGUGUGCGUUUGACAGCAGUUAUCACAAUGCCUGACUACCUGGGAGCGGACCAGAGGAAAACCAAGGAAGAGGAGAAGGAGGAUAAGCCUAUCCGGGCACUGGAUGAAGGCGACAUCGCGUUGUUAAAAACCUAUGGACAGAGUACAUAUUCCCGUCAGAUUAAGCAAGUAGAAGAUGAUAUACAGCAGCUUCUUAAGAAAAUCAAUGAGCUCACAGGAAUUAAAGAAUCCGAUACUGGACUUGCUCCCCCAGCUUUAUGGGACUUGGCUGCCGAUAAACAGACUCUUCAGAGUGAGCAACCACUUCAAGUGGCCAGAUGUACAAAAAUAAUCAAUGCUGACUCGGAGGAUCCAAAAUACAUUAUUAAUGUGAAACAGUUUGCCAAGUUUGUGGUGGAUCUCAGUGAUCAGGUUGCUCCUACAGAUAUAGAAGAGGGCAUGAGAGUUGGUGUGGACAGAAACAAGUACCAGAUCCACAUACCUCUGCCUCCUAAAAUUGAUCCAACAGUUACUAUGAUGCAGGUGGAAGAGAAGCCUGAUGUCACAUACAGUGAUGUUGGUGGUUGUAAGGAGCAAAUUGAAAAACUAAGGGAAGUUGUUGAAACACCACUUCUUCAUCCAGAACGAUUUGUCAAUCUUGGCAUUGAGCCUCCAAAAGGAGUACUCUUAUUUGGACCCCCUGGAACUGGCAAAACUUUGUGUGCUCGUGCAGUGGCUAACAGAACUGAUGCCUGCUUCAUCAGGGUCAUCGGGUCAGAAUUGGUCCAGAAAUACGUUGGAGAGGGAGCGCGUAUGGUGCGUGAACUGUUUGAGAUGGCCAGGACAAAGAAAGCAUGUCUUAUUUUCUUUGAUGAAAUUGAUGCAAUCGGCGGAGCUCGUUUUGAUGAUGGCGCUGGGGGUGAUAAUGAGGUCCAGAGAACCAUGCUGGAAUUGAUCAAUCAGUUGGAUGGAUUUGACCCCAGAGGAAAUAUUAAAGUACUAAUGGCAACAAACAGACCUGACACCUUAGAUCCAGCACUCAUGAGGCCUGGAAGACUGGAUCGAAAAAUUGAAUUCAGUUUACCUGAUCUUGAGGGCCGUACCCAUAUAUUUAAAAUUCAUGCUCGUUCUAUGAGCGUCGAGAGAGAUAUAAGAUUUGAACUGCUGGCUCGACUGUGUCCCAAUAGCACAGGUGCUGAAAUUCGUAGCGUGUGCACAGAGGCGGGUAUGUUUGCUAUCAGAGCACGCCGCAAAGUUGCAACAGAGAAAGAUUUCUUGGAGGCUGUGAACAAGGUCAUUAAGUCGUAUGCGAAGUUCAGUGCAACCCCUAGAUACAUGACAUACAAUUAGAU
Messenger RNA from Spea bombifrons (plains spadefoot toad), 1411 nucleotides. RefSeq names its product proteasome 26S subunit, ATPase 2 (gene PSMC2). Gene Ontology annotation, molecular function: ATP binding; ATP hydrolysis activity; proteasome-activating activity. Gene Ontology annotation, biological process: proteasome-mediated ubiquitin-dependent protein catabolic process. NCBI's taxonomy places the organism in Eukaryota, Metazoa, Chordata, Amphibia, Anura, Pelobatidae. The coding region runs from base 108 to 1409 and encodes 433 amino acids. The record is from RefSeq and is a predicted model, not a curated record. Gene Ontology annotation, cellular component: proteasome regulatory particle, base subcomplex. The transcript has 12 exons.